GUCCAGUCUUGCUUGAAAAUUUUCCCGCCAAAAUAUUCGCAUGCGCGAAACUUCUUCCCUUCGAUUUCCAACAUGGCUGCUGCAGCGGAGGAAAGGAACCGCUCACUGAAACAGGCACUCAUAGAGAGUUUAACAGCCAUUCUGUCACCAGAUCAACAAGCUAGACAACAGGCGGAAGAACAGCUCAAGGUUCUCGAGGUCACAGAGGAGUUUGGUGUCCACUUAGCAGAACUCACACUUGACAGAGAGGGUGCUUUAGCCAUCAGACAGCUUGCAUCAGUAAUUCUUAAACAGUAUGUGGAAGCCCAUUGGACUUGUAAUGCUGAGAAAUUUAGACCUCCAGAAACUACAGAUGCAGCUAAGGCAGAGAUCCGACGUCUUUUACCAGGUGGCCUGCAAGAGUCCAUAAGUAAAGUCAGAUCAAGUGUGGCAUAUGCCAUCUCCGCAAUCGCCCACUGGGACUGGCCUGAAGCGUGGCCAGAUUUGUUUGGACAUCUGAUGCAGGCAUUGACAAGUGGUGAUGGUAACCUGGUUCAUGGAGCAAUGAGAGUUUUAACAGAGUUCUGCCGUGAGGUGACAGACAUCCAGAUACCACAUGUUGCUCCAGUGAUUCUUCCUGAAAUGUACAAGAUAUUCAUUCAUGCAGAGGUGUACAGCAUCAGAACAAGAUCACGUGCUGCUGACAUUUUUAACACUUGUGCUUCGUUGAUCUGUGCAAUGGAAGAUGACAAUUUGAGCAUAGCCAGGGAAAUCCUGUUUCCAUUGAUGCCACAAUUCACUCAAGCAUUUGUUCAGGUCCUUGCUUUGGCAGACAGUCCCACAGUUGAUUGUGGCUUGAAGAUGGAAGUGCUCAAGGCACUGACCACACUAGUAAAGAAUUUUCCCAAGCAAAUGGCACCUCAUCUGAUGCAGAUUCUGCCGCACAUGUGGAACACAUUGACACAGAGUGCUGAUCGCUAUGUUCGCACAGUUGUUAAUUACACUGAUGAUGCUGAUGAUCCAGUUGAUUCUGAUGGAGAAGUCCUAGGAUUUGAAAAUCUUGUCUUUAGUGUGUUUGAGUUCAUUCAUGGACUGAUAGAAACACCAAAAUUCAAGAAAACUGUCAAGAAGUUUUUAGAUGACCUUAUUUAUUUCUUGGUGCUGUACAUGCAGAUCACAGAGGAACAGGUGCAAGUGUGGACAUCCAAUCCAAACCAGUUUGUUGAAGAUGAGGAUGAUGACACUUUUUCCUUUUCUGUUCGUAUUGCUGCUCAAGAUGUACUCUUGGCAGUUGCUGCUGACUUCAAAAAUGAAAGUGCAGGUUCAUUAACAAAUGCAGUCAACAGACAUUUACAAGAAGCAAAUGAUAGAAAAAGUAAAGGAGAUGAUAACUGGUGGAAAAUACAUGAAUCAUGUAUGUUAGCAAUGGGAUGCAUUAAGUCACUCAUCAUUGACAAAGUAUCAAAUGGCAAAGUAUCUAUGGCAGAUAUGACAUCAUUCCUGACACAAGUUGUGUUAGCAGAUCUACAGGAGUCAGUAUCACCUUUUCUUAUUGGUCAAGCACUGUGGGUGGCUAGUCGUUUUACUCCGCUUAUGUCUCAAGAGCUUUUAACAAGAUUUAUCGAGGCAUCAGUGACUGGUCUUCAAUCAACGCAGCUUGCUGCUGUAAGAAUAUCAGCUGUCAGAGCUGUUUACGAAUUUUGUGCUCAUCUAAAGAUGUCGAACAACACUCAAAUCCUGGCUCCAUUCCUUCCAAAGAUCAUGGAUGGUUUACUUACCAUGGCAACGCAAUCAACAGAUGAUGUACUGGCGCUGGUCUUAGAGUCUCUUAGGAUUGUUAUGUCGGUCAAUAAAGAAUUUACAACGUCUUGCGAAGGAAGAAUAUCACCGCUGACAAUAGCGCUCUUUAUCAAAUAUGCUCACGAUGCCGCUCUUAUUCCACUAAUAGAAGACUUGUUUAAAGAACUUGCAAUGAUAGAGGCUUGCAACAAGCUUUUACAGCAGAGGUUUCUGCCGACAUUAAUUAGUAUAUUCCAGGCUCCGCCAGAGAAGACUCCGUUAGGAAUUAAUGCUGUCUGUAUGGAUAUACUGUGUAACAUCAUUCGGUGUACCCAGCCCCCUCUCUCGGAGCCGCUUCUCAAUUCUGUAUUUCCUGUUGUCGUCAAUACAAUACUCGCGUCAGAUGAUAACUCUGUGUUACAGGGUGGUGGACAAUGCCUCAGAGCGUUUGUGUACGUUUCACCGGAACAGUUGAUUGCUUGGCGCGAUCCUCAAGGGAACAGUGCUAUCUCUUACAUUGUCCGAGCAACUUCACAUCUUCUCGACCCCAGGGCGCCUGAGUUCACGGCCUCCUUUGUUGGUAGACUGGUAACUACAAUGAUUAAAAAGAUUGGAAAUAACCUUGGUGAAAAUCUCGACUUAUUAUUAAGAGGAGUCCUUAGCAAACUUCAACAGGCGGAAACGUUGAGCAUAAUCCAGUCGCUGGUCCUUUCAUUUCUUCACCUGAUGAACAGUCAGUUACAGAUCACGCUUGACUUUCUGAGCGGUGUUCCUGACCCGACCGGCAAGUCAGCGCUAGAAUAUGUUGUAAAGAUAUGGUGCGCGAGGCAGCCGGAAUUCUUUGGUGUUUACGACAGUAAAGUGAGCACAAUGGCUCUUUGCAAUGUUCUACAGUUCUUCGUUAACACUGGCGACAAAAGACUCUCGAGUAUCAUAGUCAAAGGAGAGAGGAUUUUCCAACAGGAUGAAGGAAUCCGAACAAGAUCCAGAACGGCGAAAGCUCCCGAGCAAUGGACGAUGAUUCCUGUGCCAGUAAAGCUAUUUAAAUUAAUCAUCAAUGAGCUAGGCACUCUUUUGGAGAGUGCUGCGGCAGGUGACGAUCAAGAGGACGGGGACUCGGAUGAGGGAGAGGAGGGUUGGGAGGAUGUGGACGAUGAGGAAGAAGCUAUUGACGUGUCUGGAUCGCCGUUUGCACUUGCGUCAGAUUUUCUCGGAUUUGAUGCGGAUGAUUUUGAGGACGAAGACGAAGAUGACCCAGAGAUAAAGAACGAUCCUAUUUACUCGUUAGAUUUACAGAAUCAUUUGAUCAAGUUUCUUCAAACCUUCGCCCAGCAGGAGUGUUAUCCAAGCUAUUUUCAAGCGCUGAACGCCCAGGAGCGUCACACGCUGUCAAAGAUCGGAAUACCUUCUUGAAAAAUCACAGGUUUUCCUAUACGAUUUAUUAAUUUAUACGAACAGACGAUUUUGAAAAAAAAGAGUGGAGGAAGAAAAGGAGAAAACUCCGCACAGAAGGCGAGCUCUUGAUGAAAGGCGAGAAAGCCAGUCUCCUCGCCAAUAAGUUUAAAGCUGGUGCAGUGAAAAGAAGGGAAAAGAAACAUUUUCAUAGAAUAUUUGUAAAUAAGAAAAAAAAAUGCGAGCAGGAUUAAAAACGAGGAAGAUGGGAAACCUUUUACGGCUGGAGUGAAAUCGGAGAUAUUCCCAAUUUAUACGGCUCAUGGUUUUCGGCAAUACGUGCAGUCAGUUCAGGAUACAUUCUGUUUUCAAAUGACGUUUUGCUCUGAUUUAUAGUUUUGAUUUAGUUGGAUUUGGUGUACGUACAGCAUUUCUUUCUAUGAAGCUACAGCAGUCCAUGGUUUCAACAGCUCAAGGUAUUUUUUUGGUGAUACAGGUUAAAUUUCCGUCAUAUCUUGUUCAAAAAUACCGUAAAACGGCUUCCAGCGACGAAUGAAAUUCCGCCUGGUCAGGGAUCCGAUCCUCCCAGCAUUUUCGAGAGUGACCUACACAACUGCUUAAAACAUUAUUUGAAUUUUGGUAGAAAACAACUUGUAGAUAGAAAAGAACUUUCCAAAUAAAGAAGUUUUUUAAAAACCA
Molecule: messenger RNA, 3849 nt
Organism: Orbicella faveolata
Lineage: Eukaryota; Metazoa; Cnidaria; Anthozoa; Scleractinia; Merulinidae
Product: importin-9-like
Biological process (GO): protein import into nucleus
Cellular component (GO): cytosol; nuclear envelope
Molecular function (GO): small GTPase binding
Source: RefSeq, a predicted model, not a curated record